This is a messenger RNA of Knipowitschia caucasica, 981 nucleotides long. The record is from the annotation of a GenBank genome assembly. NCBI's taxonomy places the organism in Eukaryota, Metazoa, Chordata, Actinopteri, Gobiiformes, Gobiidae.
AUGCUCCCCAUAAGGGUGGAGGACGACAACCUGAUGGCCCUGGUGGACACUGGCGCCACCUACUCUACCAUCAAUACAAAGAUACGCCCUGUCUUGCUCUCUGAGGAGCACAUCACCCUGGUUGGAUUUUCUGGGACACCUGAGGUGCCUGCAGAAGUUUGGUCCCAAGGUCCCACGGACGUGGGGUUGUGCACCUCUUUCCCUCCUGUGUCUUUACAGAUGAAGCCAGGAGGCCCGAUUCGCAUAAAGCAGUAUGCCGCCAAACCAGACGCUGUCGAGGUAAACAGCGGUGUUUUAACUGACAAACCAUCAGCGCAGGCGGCAGAACUAGAGGCUCUCUGCGCCGCCUUGGAGUUUGCUAAAGGUAAAUCUGUAAAUAUUUACUCCGACUCUGCGUAUGCUACUCAGGCUGUCCAUUUCAACCUCUCCGAGUGGAAAAGAAACGGCUUCUUGACUGCUAAAGGCCGACCCAUCACACAUAGAGCCCUGGUGGAGAGGCUGGACAGCGCUCUCCAGCUUCCAAAACAGGUAAGCGUCAUCAAGUGCCAAGGGCACUCCAAGUCAGACAACUUUGAGGCCAGGGGAAACGAGGCGGCGGAUGAGGCCGCAAAGAAAGCUGCCAACUACAAGGUCAGUACUCCAGGAGUGUUUGUGGUACGGGACGAGGGGCCAGACCUGGCAGACUGCCUGCCCGAUCUGUCCCUUCAGGUUUUAGCUGAAGCCCAAACAAAAGCAGCUCCUGAAGAAAUAUCCAUGUGGGUUCAAAAACGGGCAAAGAAGGAUCCAGAUACUGGCAUCUGGUACGGCCCUGAUGGCCGCCCCGCCCUGCCCAUGGGGGACCUCUCACGAGCGGCUUUAUCUGAGGCACAUGGGCUAGCCCAUGUGGGUGCGCAGGAAAGCGGUACCUGUUGGUCAUCACUGACACCUUUACGGGAUGGCCUGAGGCAUAUCCUGCUGCAAAAGAGGAUGCUGCCUCUGUAA